Messenger RNA from Aureococcus anophagefferens, 4515 nucleotides. RefSeq lists its product as hypothetical. Gene Ontology annotation, cellular component: endoplasmic reticulum membrane. Lineage: Eukaryota; Pelagophyceae; Pelagomonadales; Pelagomonadaceae. The coding region runs from base 1 to 4515 and encodes 1504 amino acids. Gene Ontology annotation, biological process: protein maturation. The record is from RefSeq and is a predicted model, not a curated record. The transcript has 6 exons.
AUGGGCCGGCUCCUCGGGGGCUACGAGACGUCGCGCUCGCUCUAUCUGAGCGGGAUCGGCGCCAUCUACGCCGUCGCCUUUGGGUCCUACUGGCUGCAGUACCCGGGCCUCCUCGGCGCGCGGGGCCUGCUGCCGGCGGCGCCGUUCUGGCGCCAGGUGAAACCGAACUACGAGGGCGCCACGCGCGCCGCGAGCUUCCUCAGGCUGCCGUGCCUGCUCUGGUUCGCCGGCGACGGCGACGCGGCCGUCGACGCGCGCCUCGAGGCGAUCGCGGCGGCCGGCGUCGCGGCCGGCGCGGCGGCCGCCGCGGGGCUCCACCACGGCGCCCUCUUCGCGGCGCUCUUUCUCGGCUACCUGACGCUCUUCGUCGCGUCCCAGACCUGGCUCGGCUUCCAGUGGGACAUCUUCCUGCUCGAGACGGGCUUCUGGACGGUGCUCUACGCGCCGUGGUGCUCGCUGUCCGCGCGCGGCGAGGAGGCCGCGGGCCACCCCAUGGCCGUGCCCCUGCGCGCCCUCUGGGUCAAGUUCAUGGUCAUGUCCGGCGUCGUCAAGGUCACGGCGAACUGCCCGACCUGGAAGCGGCUCACGGCUUUGGAGUUCCACUUCGCGUCGACGUGCCUCCCAACGGCCGAGGCGUGGUACUUCCACUCGCUGCCGCCGUUGCUCCUGCGCCUCGGCACGGCGGUCAUGUUCCUCACGGAGCUCGUCGCGCCCUGGCUCCUCCUGGCGCCGGCGACGGCCGCGCGGCGCGCCGGCUGCCUCGCGCAAAUACCGCUCCAGGCGCUGAUCAUGUACUCGGGCAACUACAACUGGUUCAAUCUGCACACGGUCGUGCUGCUGCUGCCGGCCUGGGCGUGCGACUUUUCCGAGGCGUCGGCCUGGGAGACCUUUUGGCGGCGGCGGCGCUGGCCCGUGCGCUUCGGCGUGUGCGCCGCGCUCGCGUACGCGUUCCGACGGCUGUUCCCGUUUUCUACGAACGGGUCCGUCGCGGCCGCGCUCGCGGCGCCGGCGGGUUUUGUUAUCGAGAACCGCGCCACGGUGCGCUUCACGAAGGCCAUGCUCGACACGGCCCUCACUGAGACGACGCUGCUUUAUGUGUACGCGCUCCUCGCGCUGCCCGCGGCCGCCUACGCCGCGCGCGCGCCGGGCCGGAGGCUCCGCUACGGCGCCGGCGUCGCUUGGCGCCUGGCGCUGGCCGCGGCCGCCGCCGUCGCCCUGGGCGUGCUGCUCCUCCCCUGCGAGUCCAUCGCCGGGCGGCCCGUGCUGCCGCUCCUGCCCGGCCCGCUCCGCGAACCGACGCGGCGCGCGGCCGCGGCCGCGGAGCCCUUCCGCGCGGCGUCGUCCUACGGCCUCUUCCGCCGCAUGACGGGCGUCGGCGACGCCCCGGGCGGCGCGGGCUUCGGGGGCGCGCCGCCGUCGGCCGUCGCCGUGCCCGCCGUCGUCUUGGAGGCGUCGCGCGACGGGCGCGACUGGCGCGAGAUCCCGCCGCGCUACGCGCCCUUUGGCGUGAGCCGCCCGCCGCGGCGCACGGCGCCGCACCAGCCGCGCCUCGACUGGCAGCUCUGGUUCGCGGCGCUGGGCCACUACCAGCACAACCCCUGGCUCCUGCACCUCAUGUACAAAAUCGUCACGGCGCUGCCCACGGACGACGACGCGCUCGCGCUCCUCGACGUCGACGCCUACCCCUUCUCCGGCACGCCGCCGACGAACGUCCGCGCGAGCCUCUACCACUACGACUUCACGCGCGCGCCGUCGGCCUGGGCGCGGGGCAUCCCGGGCGCCGUGGAGCUCGCGCCGGGCUGCAACCCCUUCCGCCACGAGAACCGGAGCGACUGCGACGCCUACUGGACGCGGCGGCGCGUCUCCGAGUACGUCCCCGCCGUCGACGCCGCCGUGCUCCGCGACCAGGUCGUCGCGAAGCGCGGCUGGCCGACGGGGCCGCCGACGCCCGCGCCGUCGCGCGCCGCCGCGCUCCGGCGCUUCGUCGGCUGGCACGCGAAGACGAGCUCCGGCGGCCCGCUCUUCGUCGACGGGCCCGCGGUCCUGCUCGCGCUCGUGGGCGCCGGGCCGCUGCUGCUCGGCGCGCUCCCGCGGCUCGACUUGCGAAGCCGCAGCGUCUCCAUCUUCUUCUCCGCGAAGUUCUGCGUCGCGACGAGCGCGUCGACGGGCUGCAACAGCACGAACUUUUCGGGCGCGUUCGCGCCGGCCUCCGCGGCCGCGCGGAAGAGCGCGUCCAUGGGCCGCCGCCGGCCGUCGCGGCCGAGGUCGCCGACGCAGCAGACGACGCCGUCGGCGUCCGCGACGGCGUCCUCCCAGCCGACCCAGCGGUCGCUCACGCUGUCGAGCUCGUCGCCGCCCGUCCAGUCGCGGAACGCGACCGCCACGCCCUUGUCGGCCCACUUGUCGAGCCGCUUCUCGCCGACCCAGCCGAAAUCUUCGGACACGCGGCUCGGCGUCACCGCCAGCCGCGCGGACCGCCUCGAGCGCAAGGACGCGUCGCGCACGCGCCCCGCGGCGGCCUGCGGGUCGCGGGGGCGGACGAUGGUCGCCUUCGGCGCGCACACGGACGAGCCCUUCGUGCAGGACGAGCUCGAGCGCAUCGUCGCGUCGGCGAAGACGUUUCAGUGUCCGCCGCACGACGUCGUGCUCUUCGUCGACGCGACGAAGACCUACACGACGCUCCGGCACCCGGACCCCGACGGCGUCACCGUGCGCGUGCCGCUGCAAAAACUGCUAAAAAACGGCACGACGGCGUUCCGCGUCUUCGUGAGCCACCAGCUGCUCAUGGCUGCGCUGCCGACCUACGUCCUCGAGGACAAGGUCUACGACUACGCCUGGGUCGUCGAGGAGGACGCGAAGAUGGUCGGCGGCGCCUGGGCCGACCUCUUCAAACAAUUCAACGCGUCGUCGGCGGACCUCGUCGCCUACGCGCGGCAGACGAACCGCGGCCGCGCCGCGCUGCUACCGACGGCGCGGCUCUCGACGCGGCUCCUCCGCGGCGUCGCCAAGGAGCUCGACAGGAUCGCCGCGGGCGCCAAGGGGUCGCGGAAGAAGACGAUCCACGGCGCCUUCACGUACCAGAUGUGUGCGGGCGCGAAGUGGUGCUCCUACGCGGCCAUCCCCGACGAGUGGUUCGGGCCGUACCGCGCCAAGUGCGCCUGGAGCGGCGCGCGCUUCGACGACCUCGCGCCCCGGUGGCGCAACCCGACGGGCCACGGCAAGGUCUUCCACCCCGUCAAGCUCCGGGCGCCGACGAGCGGCCGCGACUUCCGCCACUUCCGCUGCAAGGAGCUCUUCGCCAAGGAGGCGCGCGCGCACGCGAGCGCCUGCUUCGUCGCCCGGUGCUGGAUCACGACGCCCGCGGCGAGCGCGUCCGGCGAGCCCACGGUCGCGCAGGGCACGGCCUCGCCGCAGCUCAGCUGGCGCACGAUGCCCGUGUUGCCCGCGAUCUUCUGGAACGUCCAGACGCUGCUCAUCGUCUUCGCGUUCGUCAUGAACACGGGCUGCUGGUUCGCGAUGCGGCUCGCGUUGCGCUCGUUCUUGAGCGUCGACGCGAGCAGCCCAAGCGACGAUUCCGGCGCGAUGGUCAUGCGCGCGGUGGUCUUCGCCGCCUGCGCCGCGGUCGCGCGCGCCGGGGCCGGGGGCCUGCGGUCCGCACAGGCCGACGCGCAGGACGCGGACACGGCGAAACUCGCGCGCCUGCUGACGGAGGACAUCUACUCCUACGACUACGGCGACGAGACGGCCUACCCGAGCAUGCUGCCCACGCCGACGCCGACGGAGCUCGUGGAACCGACCGCGCUGCCCACGUCCGCGCCGACGACGGUGGCCCCGUCCGCGGCGCCGAGCUCGGCGCCGACGUCCGUGCCGACGCUCUCGCCCAAGAUCGAGGUCACGACGGAGAUCGCGACGACCAUCGACCUCGGCGACGACGUCACGGUGGACACGCUCCUCGACGACCCGGACAUGGCCGAGGCCAUCAUCGGCGACGUGCAGGCCACGCUCGCCGACGCGACGGGCAUCUCGACGGACUUCAUGACGACGACGUUCUCCGCCGCGCGGCGCCUCGAGUCGUCCAAGCCCCGGCGCCUCGACGACUCGUCCGGCGUGUCCUUCACGACGGAGAUCACGGAGAUCAUCGACCUCGACGACGACACGGACGUCGCGACGGUCUCCGAGGACGCGUUCGCCGCCGUCCAGGACGCCGUCGUCGCGGCCAUCGAGGACGGCAGCUUCUCCACGAACCUCGCGGCGGCCAUCGCGACGACGUCGUCGACCUACACGGAGCUCGACGACGUCGUGAUCGACGACGACGUGCUCCUCGCCGAGGCGGAGAAGGCGUCCUACGCGCUCGUCGUGUCCACGCCCGUGCCCAUCCCCGCGCCGACGGCGUCCCCCGUCUCCGAGGACUGCCUGUGGUGCUGCACGCGCCGCAACCGCGAGCUCCUCUUCGGCACCUCGACCGUCGACGACUACGACUGCGACGCCUGCUCCUGCUACAGGGAGGAUUCCUAG